CGAAAACCCGGGUAUUGGGAUUGGGUUUCGAUUUCGGUACUCAGCGGAUCGUGUUACGCUGAUUAUCUGACGCAUUUUGUUUUUUUGUCUGUGCCGUCUCAUACACAACCAGGACAGAAGUGGAGUGGCAAACAACGUUAAGGAUACUCGAAUUCUUUGCAAAACUUUCGAAACGGUAUGAUUCACAUCAUUGCAACCACGACAUUGCAAUCGGGAUAAAGUGAAUUGCCGGGCCGUCUAGCCCAAUCGGCAGGAUGCAGUGUAUCGCUAUUCAAGUAUAAAUCAACAAUAAAUGUCCCCUUGUACCCCUAACCACGGCAGGCAAUGGAGUCCACACCCGCAGAUGAAUUACUUGAUCGGAUCCGACCUUCGUACAUCGUUCGGUUUAGCAUGAAAAGAAAUGGAACGAAUUGGUUGUGUAUGCACUUUGGUGCAUAUCCUCAAUACCACACCGGUGGGCCAUACAUUGCACCUGGUCUCACGUACCAUAAUGCCAACAAUUGGUUGAGUGUUCAUAAGUGCCAAUAGUUUGUGUGCGCUGUUUGUCGGGAAAUAACUUUUGUUUGCUUUCCAUUUGCUUCAUUAACCUGGUCCGGAUUUGAUGGAAAAGUCAACGGUGAAGAGCGUGAGGGCGCUCGGAAUGUGAUGGUAUGCCGUUUUAAUUAAACAACACAAUGGAACCAUUCAUAGCAGCAAAACAACUCGCAUCACUUGCGAAACGUUCUACGAAGAAGAAAAAAGAAAGAUUUUUGUAAUAUCGCACAAACUCAAAUCGGUAGGAGAAAAAAAGUUCAUUCAAAUAGAGUAAAAACCAAAAACUACUGUUCAAGUGCUGUGAAAAAUAAAACCGGAAAAACAAAUACCACAUCCACACACGUUCGCUGCAUUAAAUUCUGCGUUCCAACACCUUGGACAACCCGGAAGGUGUUACCGCAUGAAUAAUGCUAAUGAAAGUGCGCCUUCCCUGCACGAUGUCAUACCUUACACCGGAGAAACCAUCGAAAAGUCAGUGAAGCGUGCUCUAAUUUCCUUUCUCUGAAACCACAUAAGCCAAUUUCUUAUGCUGCAGGAUCAGAAGUGAAUUAUGUUUGCUUAUUAGUAAGGUUUUUCUUAACUUCCUUUUUCGUGAUGAUAUCAACGGCAAGCCUUAUUUCCAUGUGGUUUGUUUUGAAAAGGGGGUUUUCUUUCUUCUUUCAUGGUUGAAAGAAGGUUAGAACCAUGUGAACAUAAUGGUUAAUUGUCAUGGUUUAGUAAAGAAAUGGCAGGAGUUCUCCGGGAACUUAUAUUUCCUGGCAUUUUUAGAAGAUAUUGAGAAGAAUUAAGAAUGGUGUUAGUCGAACUUUCAGUGUGGCCUUUCAUAAUUCUGCUUUCGUAUUUCCUUUAAAGCUCGGUAUAGAACAUAUGUCAUGAAGUAAGCUGUCGUCAGAGUAUGUUUUGCUGCUCAAAUACUUACAACGGCAACGGCCCCGGUGGUUAAGCUGCUUUGACAAAGGAUAACUAAGCAAACGAAGUUUCUAAAGAGUUUUGUUUUCUCUUGGUGUGUGAAAUUGGUUUCUCUAUGUGCGCGCGUCUCACUUAAGUUACCAUAAUAAAGUGUUCGUUGCAUCAGUACGAAGAUUUAGUAGGAAAUUAAAUGAAUCGUAAUAGUUGAAAUGCACAGAAAGCUACAAAAAUAAAAAGUGUAAACAGUGCAAAAAAAAAAAGAAAACAGUGUCCAAAAUCCAUUCCAUCACUCGUGUGCCGGUAGUGACAAAGAAUCAUAAAAAAGAGAGAGAGAGAGCGAAAAAUAUUUUAAUCACAGUGUGUGCAGCAUUUUACCGGCAAUUAUUUAUCGAUUCGCGGUGCGUAGCAACCAACAACAACAACAAGCUGCAAUAGUCGUCACCGGCGCCACCAUCUUCUUCAACCUUCAAAGCUGCGUUGACAGCAGCAAAUUGUGUUGCUUGGUGUAGUACGUGCGUGUGUGGAAAUGAAAAUGCAACAAGCAUAGAGAACAGAGAGAGAUUUUGUUUUGUUGCUGCUGGUGAAACGUUGCCGAGAAAAACCAUCGCAAUUCAGCGAAAGAAAUGAGCAGCAUCAUAGGAUAGCAAGCAAACGGGCCGGAUUCGACAUCAAUACGACGAACCGAAGCGCGUACUACGGGCCUCAGAUACAUCCGGACUAGGGAGUGAAGCAGUGAAGAAGCAAAAUUUAUGAUUGCAAAUACAACAAUAACGCCCAUCGUCUCGUCCGGCCAGCUAGAUAGCUCGCCGCUAGUGUUACCUUUCCGCGUGUAAAGUGUUGCAUAUGUGCGUUGCCCAAGUGUAAGUUUUGUGGCGGUUGUAAUUCAUACCAGAUUUUCCACAUGGGGCAACAGUGUUGUGCAAAUGGUGAAAAGCGACAACGUGAGUGAAAGGCGCUUCAAUACCUCCGGCCCGGGUGUAUAAGGGCUUGCGUAUUUCAAUGUCGCACGUGUGGUGGUAGAAAGUGGUUGGGUUUUUUGUGUGUGUGCUUGUGCAUUUGUGUGGUAUUGUGUGUGUGAAAAAAGGGGGGUGAAUGUGGAAGGAAGGGAAUCGGGAAAGGAAGAAGCUGUAGUUGGGUGAGGGAGGAGGAGGAGGAGGAGUAGAAGUGCAAGCGGGGGGUUAGGCAUCUCCACCACGUUUCACCGGCAGUAGUGGCGUUACAUGUGGGAAAUGUUGGAUCCCGACCUAGAGUGUGGCAAUGAGUGUGGGGGACCGGGACCUCCCCCGGAGUUUCUCGUGCCACCGCCACCCCGGCCACCGUUUCUGGCGGAGGUGGUCAACUGUAACGAGGAGCAGCUGCAGCAGACACCGUUUGGUGGAGGCGCCACCGGCUCCUUUGCCGAUGUCGACAUGUGUGAGGCGUUCCCGAUCAUUGACGCCAGCUACCAUAGUGGGCCAUCAUUCCAAACCUCCGCCAUGAUAGUGCUGUGUUCGGGACUUUUGUUGUUAGUCAUCUUUAUUUCAUCGUUACUAGUGUGGAAACACAAACGAAAAGUUCAAAACUUCCUGCCAUGCAAGACGCCUACCCGUGGCCCACCCCAUCUGGACGCGACAGGUGUAUCGGCGGCCCAUUCCGUAACGUACGAGGAUCCGGACGUACACUUAGGCCAUCAUCCGUUGGUGAUGCGGCAUCAUCAUCAUCAUCACCAUCACCACAAUAUGGAGCUGCACGCGAAACAGAUCCAUUAUCCUAGCGGAUACCCGAUGCCACGGUCACCGCCAUUGUUUAUCUGCUCGUCACCCGGUCCCGAUCCGUACCGAUCGCAUGACAACGUGUACGAGGAGCUAGAGCACGGUCCGGGACGGGACACGGACUCGGAACCACCGAUCCAAUCGGACGAUGACUUUGCCGAGGAUGAGCUUAGUUUGCCGGGUGACCGUUCCUUCCACAAGUCACCAUCGGACGGUGGUACAACGGUCGCCACGAUCUAUCACGAUCGUAGCAAUGGGGGCAGUAGCAACAGUGCCGGUACGACAGCAUCCGCCUCUACCGUGCCGGUCACGGAUGGGCUGGUGGCUGGUCCUCCAGGGGCCGCAUACCUAGAGCGAAACCGUACCGAACGCAACUCGCUCCUAUCGUCCUCAUCCUCAUCCGGCAAUGACAAUAACCAUCCGCUACACCACAACGGUCAUCGGGUCGCAACAGCUGGCGGAAAUGGAACGGCAACGACUGCUGGUGGUGUAAACAGCAACAGUGCCGGAGCUGCAUGUGGUGGUGGCGGCAUCGGAAGUAGCAAUAGCCAGAGUAACAACAAUAAUGGUAGUAACAGCAGUGGUAGUAGCAGUGCCAGCAAUAGCAACCGCAACUCCAAUUCUAGCACGGAUUGUGGGAAUAAUAACAAUAACAACAAUAACACCCAUCCUGGCAGUGUGGCCAAUGGUACGAACUGUAAUGGCAACAGUGUAGUACCGUCGUCGGGUGCAUUAGGAUUGUUCCGUACGCGCAAACACCAUCCUGCGACGUUGGGUGGAUCCGGUCGAAGGGCAGGCGGCGUUGCUGGUGUUGGACAUCCUUUUGCGGGUGGUGUGACGAACACAUGCACGAGUUCGCUGGACGGUGGACCGCUGGGUGGAAAUCCGGUUGUACUGCCACCGAUGUACGACGAUCGGGGUAUGAUGACGUUACCACCGCCGGCCUACAACCAUACCCUGUCGACGAGUCAUCACCAUCAUCAUCCACACCACGGCCAUCAUAGUCAUCACCUGAACAGCGUUAAUAAUAAUUCCACCACCGGCGGUCGCUCGAACUACUACAGCACGAUCGACGAUGCGGGCGAGCUGUUGGAUCCGGUGGAACGGCGGAAUCGCAUCAACGCGCAACUGUCCGCUUCGGCCUCCGGACCCAUCGGUACCGUGUCGACCAUCUUCCGCAAUGGACACCGUGGACCGGUGCCACCCAGUUACGGUGUGCCACCGAGCGGUGGUGGACGCUCACGAACGAAUCCGCGUGCAUCGGACCGGCGAACCGGUGGACGGAACGGGAAUGGUAGUAGCCAGCUAGCCGUCAUAUCGACACCGCAGGAUCCGUCGCAGUAUAUCUAUCACGAGCCCGUCUUCCACGAGGGCCUCAUCUACGAUGGGUGCCUAUCGCACACGUACAGCGAUCGGAGUGGUGGUAGCGGUAGUACCGGUACGGGCAGUACGGGCGGUGUCGCUUACCAUCCCUACAUCCUGCCGCAGUUCACCACCUUCCGGAAUGGUAGCGUACCGGGCAUUGUCGGUGGUGGUGGACCCGGCGUUGGUGGUGGUGUAGGUGUACCACCGUCGUCACACCCGGCCGGUCAUUCGAUAUACUCGCGCGAUUCCAGCUUCGGGUCCGAUUCGGGUUACAGUCAGCAUACGCAAACGUCGAACAGAAGUGUGGCCGGUUGGAGUCAACGCCGUCCAACCGGACAGUCUACCACCUCGAGCAAUGGUUCCGGUACUGGCGGUAGUGUAGCAACGGUACCCCAGAAAGCGCCAAACUCUACCGAACAGCAGCCUUCAUCAGUGCCACCAACGAUGGUGGAUUCUUGAGAGAAAGCAACGGUCUGCACUAGAGCUGCCGGACCCUUCAUAUCCAGUAUUGUAUACGGCAAGCUUCUACUAUGAUCUGUCCCGCACAAGUCAAACUUGUCAUGCAGAUCGUCAAACGGUCGUCGCGUACACACAGAGCAAGAUGAGCCUGUUGUUGUUGUUGUGGGUCUUUGAUAUUAGGCAGAUAGUAGCGAAACACAACUAGAGCAAAGGAGGCAACCUUUUGCAGUAAUGAGCUGAGAAGAGAGUUAGCAGAGUUAGACGAAGAAGAAAAAAAAAACAAGAAAACCAAGAAUGUGAUUUUAAUUUUAGUGUCAAUCUCUUACCGCCCCCAGAACAUCAUCGGUUGUGUUCGGGUGUUGAUAGUAGCUACUCGUCCGUUUUUUUAAUUUUCUUUUAUGCUUAAUUUGUGUGUACAGUUUUUGUCCAAGAUACCAAUGCCGGAACCUGGAUGGGCAGCAGCAUAAAAGAGAAAGAGACUGUUCCCACACAAACUAGUAGUAUCCGUGUUGUAAACAAACAAUAAUUUCUAAAGAAAAAAAAAAGAAAAGUAUUUAGAAUUCGCCAUUGCGCGCCCCAUCUUGGCGUGUUUACAGGAACAAAAACGGUUGUAAAAUGGCUGCAUGUUCGCCUGUCUUGGUUCCCAUAUGGGGCAGUCUCGAGUAGUAGUAAUAGUAGUAGGAAGCAACAACACACACAACCCCCGUGUACAGUGUAGUAGGGUAGUAUAGGCGGAAGGUCGAUAGUGUGCGUGUUUUUGUGGGUAGGUACUUACCAGGCAGUCGGUUCGAGAGCUUUCCUUAUACAUAAUCGUAUCGUAUAGAAGAGAACAUGAACACUCACACAAACAAAAUACUACAGAAAACCAUGAGCACAGUCCACGUAUCCUAAAUGGUGACAGAGAAGGUUCCGUUUCUAAUUAGAGGAGCAUACUGGUGAAGAGGGUAAUGGCAAUUGUAUAUAGAUUCUCUUCUCGCUCGCUUUUACCCGAACCACAUCAUUCCUUCCUGAACGCUGGUAAACAGAAAACUUUCCUAGCAAAAAAAAAAACAGUUCCCCGUUAGGUUUUGGGCUUUUUAUUCGGUUUGAACCAUUUUUUGAUCAAGCACGAUCAACAUAACGAUCUGUCCAUCCAUGAAACCCUGCUCAGCAGCACCUUGUGAGGUGUGUGGUUAAGCAGGACGAAAGGAUGUUCGGUGAGUUUACUCUUGUGGUUGUAAUUUGUGCGUAAUUUGUAAGGCAGCGUGAAGUCGCGUAAACGAUAUCCUUCCGCGUUCGGUUGGAAAGCGUUUUCUCUCUUACUGUUUUACUUUUUUCUGUGGUUAGUUUUUCUUUCUCGUUCUUUAUGUCUUGUUGUUUCGAUGUUUUAAUUACACGGUUGUUGUUUUUCUUCUCCACUUUUGUUGUGAUACAUUAUGCUAUAUGUGUUCAUUUAUGGAAAACUUUUUGCAUUUCUAUGGUUAGAUUAAAUCAUUCAUUUUUAUUUUUUUCCGUCUUUAGUUACUGCUAGAUGCUUAAUAUGGUUUGUAAGUUAAAACAAGCCUGGUAACAAAUUUCUACUUUUUCUCGCUUCAAUCUAUAAAUUCAUCUAUUUAUGUUUAUGUUUAAAUAUUAUGUUUAAAAACAGAAAACGGUAAAAUGGUGAGAAUUGAGAAAACGUCAAAGAACGAUCGUGUAAUUGUAAAAUGGCGCCGACAUUAUGAAAAUGAUAGAUUAAAGCCUGUAAAUACUCUGUACAGCAAUAGAACUUAAUGAAAUUAAACAAAAGUCACUGGAUUCGAACCUAAUAAAAACAGAAGCUGCAGAUAUGAACAAACUAGCAAAACUCUUGUAACAUUGAUGGUUCAUAUUUUUUUUUCGAUUUGAAUUAUCUGUUUUAAUGUGUUUCCUUCCACUUUCAAUUUUCGUUUUGAUUGCUAUUAUGGUAAUCGUUUGGUUUUAUGGUACUUAAUUUUCUUAUCUUAUUCUUAUCUGUAUGGUCUCUGCUAUUUGCAGUUGAUUCUAGCGCAGUUUACUAAAGGCAAUAAAAAGUUAGUUUUUUCCUUUUCUUUUCAACCCGUUUGGUUCUCUCCACUAACAACUCUCUGUACCUGUAUUCGUCACUUCCUUACUGCCAGUGAAAGCUGACACGAAAGUAGACAAAGCAAACGUGCGAAAGCAACUAAGAAAACCAUUUUUCCUUUUCUUUUUAGUAGUGUUUCAACCAUAUGUAGCGUGGUGAAUUGUGUGUGUGUAUCAGAAACAAGGAUAGAAAAAAAUAUUAAAAUCGUAACACAAAAAACAAUUCGGCAAAGUCAAGAAACUCGUCAACUUACAGCAGAACUGCAAAUAGUAGAAGCAAAACACACAGGGAUGUAAAUGAAAACUAAGAUGCAAAGUUAAUAAUUCUCAAUGGAUGAAAAAAAAAACAACAAAGAAAUACACAAGAGCAAGCAAAGAUUACCAUAUCAUUUUAGACUGUAGUACGUAUUAAAACGGAAGAAACGAAAUGAGCGCCAGAAGUGAAACAAGUGACGGAUCCACUCGACAAAAAGCGUGCAGCACAUGUAUUUUGUAACGUUCGAAAGCAAUUUUAAACCAAAUGAAAAAGAAAGGAAAUAAAAACAAAGGAUACAGGGGUACCAACUAUAUACACACACCCACACCGAAAGGUGGCGGUUUGUGUGUAGAGCAGUAAAAUUAUAUCAACCAAAUGAGUGAUAUGGUGCCCAGGAAAAUGGAAAGGAACUGAUUCGCGAGAGGGAACACACACACUAAUAAACCGUGAUGCAGGUGUUUGUGUGAGUGGGAGUUAGUUUACUAUUGAGAAGAAAUUGAAAAGUAUGGUGAAAAAGUGAAAGUAAGAUUCGAUUUUGUAUAUAUUUAAAACAAAUGACUCAGAAAUCAAGAGAGAAAA
Molecule: messenger RNA, 7914 nt
Organism: Anopheles funestus (African malaria mosquito)
Lineage: Eukaryota; Metazoa; Arthropoda; Insecta; Diptera; Culicidae
Gene: pxb
Exons: 8
Coding region: 2664-5018 (784 amino acids)
Source: RefSeq, a predicted model, not a curated record